Messenger RNA from Sporothrix brasiliensis 5110, 894 nucleotides. RefSeq names its product SHO1 osmosensor. Gene Ontology annotation, molecular function: protein binding. The transcript is spliced from 3 exons. The record is from RefSeq and is a predicted model, not a curated record. Lineage: Eukaryota; Fungi; Ascomycota; Sordariomycetes; Ophiostomatales; Ophiostomataceae. The coding region runs from base 1 to 894 and encodes 297 amino acids.
AUGGAACAGUCUCGCGUCCAGUACGGACGCCGAAACGGCUUCAACUUCGGCAACAUCAUCGGCGACCCUUUUGCUCUGGCCACCAUCUCCAUCUCUGCACUUGCGUGGAUCAUUUCCUUCAUCUCCUCCAUCGUCGCCCAGGUCCAGACCGGGUCCACCUUCCCGACCUACACUUGGUGGACCGUCGUCUACUACUUCUUCGUCGUUGCCGGCGUCUUGGUCGUCGUCGCCUCCGACACCUCUCAGACCUACCAUGUCGCUGUCGUUGGCUACCUGGCCUGUGGCCUCGUCCUGGCUACCUCGUCCGUCAACGGCCUCGUGUACUCCAGCAACGGUGCUAAAGAAGCCGCGGCUGCUGGUUUUAUUCUCCUGUCCAUGGUGACGAUCGUCUGGAUAUUCUACUUCGGCUCAGCACCGUCUGCCGUGCCCCGCGCCUAUCUCGACUCGUUCGCCCUCAGCAAGGAAUCCAACACCAACAGACAGAACAUGGUUGGUGCCUACGGCGUUGGCCGCCCCGAGACCUCGACGUCCGCCGCUCCGCCGCAGAUGUACACCUCCGCACAGCUCAACGGCUUCGAGAACUCAUCGCCUGUCACCGGUAUGCCCACCGCCCAGCGCAACUCGACAUUGAACGGCGGUGGCUUUGGCGCACCGGCUGGCAAGACCGCUGGUGCACCGGGCGGCACGGAGGGCGAGAUAGUGCCCCCGACCGAAUACCCGUACCGCGCCAAGGCUAUCUACAGCUACGAGGCCAACCCCGACGACGCAAACGAGAUUAGCUUCUCCAAGCACGAGAUCCUCGAGGUGUCCGACGUCAGCGGCCGCUGGUGGCAGGCAAGGAAAGAGAGUGGCGAGACGGGUAUUGCACCAAGCAACUACCUGAUUCUGUUAUAA